GCGUCCUCACCACUUCGCGCUGAGUAAACCAGUGCGCCCUGGGGAAGGCCACGACGCCGGUCGGUGGUCGUAUUCCCUGAUGCAGACAACCGACCGCACGCUGGCGGGGCUCCGGCUUCCACCGCACGACCCGGGGACGCCGACGCUGUCCGUGGUGGACAUGCACACGGGCGGCGAGCCCCUGCGCAUUGUGCUAGGGGGAUGUCCGGCGGUGGUGGGCCCCACGCUGCUGGCCAAGCGGCGCUACAUGCGCCAGCAUCUUGACUACGUGCGGCGACGGCUGAUGCACGAGCCCCGGGGACACCGGGACAUGUACGGGGCCGUGCUGGUGCCGAGCGAGCUACCUGACGCGCACCUGGGCGUCUUGUUCCUGCACAACGAAGGCUACAGCUCCAUGUGCGGUCACGCCGUGCUGGCGCUGGGCCGCUUCGCCCUCGACUUCGGCCUGGUGCCAGCACCUCCGGCCGGCGCCCACGAGGCCCGUGUCAACAUCCACUGCCCGUGCGGGCUGGUGGCCGCCUUCGUGGAGUGCGAGGGCGGCCUCAGCCGCGGCCGGGUGCGCUUCCACAGCGUCCCGGCCUUCGCGCUGGCCACAGAUCUGCUGGUGGAUGUUCCUAGGCACGGACAGGUGGUAGUGGACAUUGCAUAUGGUGGUGCGUUUUAUGCGUUUGUCAGCGCCGAGAAGUUAGGACUGGAUGUUGGUUCCGCGAAGACGAGGGACCUUGUGGAUGCAGCAAGUGCAGUGACAGAAGCAGUGAAAGCUCAGUUUAAAAUUACUCAUCCUGAUAGUGAAGACCUUGCCUUUCUAUAUGGAACUAUAUUAACGGAUGGAAAAGACACUUAUAGUGAGGAGCCAACCACCAACAUUUGUGUGUUUGCGGAUGAACAGGUUGACAGAAGUCCUACCGGCUCAGGAGUGACAGCCCGCAUUGCCUUACAGUAUCACAAAGGGCUCCUGGAGCUGGACCAGACCAGAGCCUUUAAAAGCAGUGCAACUGGGUCAGUGUUCACAGGGAAGGCCGUGAGGGAAGCAAAAUGCGGUGAUUAUAAUGCUGUUAUAGUGGAAGUGUCCGGGCGAGCCCACUACACGGGUACAGCGAGUUUCACUGUAGAAGCCGAUGACCCACUGCAGGAUGGAUUUCUUCUCAAGUGACUUCUGUGACUUUGAAGACCUUUCUUUUUCAAGCAGUUGUUUUCUUGAAGUAAUUUUUUUCUUAAUUAUGUGGAAACCUAUAUCCAAAUUGUACAUGUAAGCCAACUUCCAUUCUUUCUAAAAUAGGACACUGUGGCUAAAUAUAAAGUCAUUAUACCUCAUCUUUGCCUAUAUUAGGCAUAAAUCUCAUGUCUAGCAACACAAUGUCUAGCAACACAAUGCCAACAUAAUUUUCUAGUUACUAACAUAUCAGGUAAAAUAAAACCUUAGUUCUUGUUUUAAAAAUUACUCUAUGGUAAUUAUUAUAAUACUGUUUCUAAAUGUUCUUGGCAUAAUAAGCUUGAAUUGUCACCCUCAAAACAAUGAGGGCUCUUACCAGUUCAUUAUUUUAGUCUUCCAGUUUUUGAGUGAGAUAAUGCCCUCUCCCUAAGGUGUUGGUGAGGAGAAUGCGUUAUCGUUAUAAGGUACUCAAGCCCUGACGUCCACAGCCUGGGAAGGAGUGGGUUGGGCCAGCUUCUCUGGGUACCUGUUACAGUCGCGGCCAGGCGUUCUCCGUCUGGCAAACGCCAGCUUUACUGAGGGAACUGAGUUCCAUAAACUGAUGUGAGAAGACCAACCUAUAGUUACACUUUUGCUAUAUCUUUAAGGCUCUUAUGAAAGGGACUGUGUGUGACAAUGUCGAAAUAAGGGUCCGUAGUAGUGAGUCACUACAGUGGGACAAGUCUCUCACUCGACCAACUACACGCCAGCUAAAUCGAAAACAUGAAAGAAAUGUUAACUCUUGGUAUCCUUGCUAGUAAAUUGUCUAUGACCCUGUUAAAAAUAAAUUUGAUCAUUA
This is a messenger RNA of Phyllostomus hastatus (greater spear-nosed bat), 1991 nucleotides long. It is a transcript of the gene L3HYPDH, whose product is annotated as trans-L-3-hydroxyproline dehydratase. The transcript has 5 exons. Gene Ontology annotation, molecular function: hydro-lyase activity. Lineage: Eukaryota; Metazoa; Chordata; Mammalia; Chiroptera; Phyllostomidae. The record is from RefSeq and is a predicted model, not a curated record. Bases 80 to 1153 code for a protein of 357 amino acids.